Molecule: messenger RNA, 2082 nt
Organism: Hibiscus syriacus
Lineage: Eukaryota; Viridiplantae; Streptophyta; Magnoliopsida; Malvales; Malvaceae
Product: F-box/kelch-repeat protein At5g15710-like
Exons: 2
Coding region: 355-1677 (440 amino acids)
Molecular function (GO): protein binding
Source: RefSeq, a predicted model, not a curated record
CCAAAUAUUACUUCUUUUUAACCAAGGUUUCUCCUCGCCUAGAGAAAAAGAAAAGUCUGAUAAAUUCUUUGAAUCUAAGCUUGAAAGCUAGGAUCUUUGGGGUUUGAAAAGACUUGAAUUUGGGCAUUCAUCAUGGUUUUUAGAUAAUAAACAAUAUUGGCUUGCUUAGCUUUUCGUGAAUUAAUGUCUAUGGGGGGGGGGUCUUGCUGUUAGGGAUUUUUAUCACUUGGUACUCGAAAUCAUUAUUUAUGCUUGAAAAGUGAAAGUUGGGAUUUUUGAGUAGGUGUUAAGCGAUUUGUUUUCUCCUUCAAAUAAAAGAAACAUUGCUUUUCUUAGGGUUGAGGAUUAAUAAUUAUGGCUUCUGCAGCUGCUGCGGAAUCAUCUGAAUCUGGGUCUGGAUUAUCAAGUUCCCAGUUGAUGAAAGAUGAGUUUUUUUGUAACGAGGAAGGUUGUCCUAAACAGGCAUCACCUAUUAGGGGCAGUGGAUCGAGGAAUACAAGCCCAUCAGGUCGUGUAGGAUCGAGGAACACUAGUCCAUCCAGGCAGAAGGUGGUAAAGACCAAACCACGGGGUUUAGAUGAGGAAACAGUUGCUACAUUUGGUAAGGCAUUUCAUCCUGAUGUUCAAAUGGAAGAUAGCAUAUGGGCGAUGUUGCCUGAGGACUUAUUAAAUGAGAUUCUGGCAAGGGUUCCCCCGUUUAUGAUAUUCCGGCUUCGUUCAGUUUGUAAAAGAUGGAAUUCGAUACUUCAGGAUAAUAGUUUUCUUAAAUUUCACUCGGAAGUGCCAUCUCAUGGGCCUUGUCUACUUACAUUUUGGAAGAACACACAGACUCCCCAAUGCUCGGUUUUUAGUUUGCCGUUGAAAACCUGGUAUAGAAUACCAUUCAGUUUUUUGCCUCAGUGGGUCUUCUGGUUGGUCGGCUCUUCCGGUGGUCUAGUUUGCUUUUCUGGACUUGAUGGUCUAAUUUUCAAAGCUUUAGUAUGUAACCCGCUUACACAGACUUGGAGAAUGCUGCCAAGCAUGCACUAUAACCAGCAAAGGCAGUUGAUCAUGGUUGUGGAUCAAACGGACAAAUCGUUUAAAGUUAUAGCCACUAGUGAUAUUUACGGUGACAAGUCACUGCCUACUGAAGUCUAUGACUCAGUGAUUGAUAAGUGGACAGUUCAUCAGAUAAUGCCUGCAGUUAAUCUUUGCUCCUCAAAGAUGGCAUAUUGCGACUCCAGGUUGUAUUUGGAAACCCUUUCACCCCUUGGCUUGAUGAUGUAUCGGCUGGACACAGGAUAUUGGGAGCAUAUUCCAGCAAAGUUCCCGAGAUCUUUGCUAGAUGGUUAUUUGGUUGCUGGGACACUGAAGCGACUGUUUCUUGUUGGAAGAAUCGGUCUUUAUAGUACUCUACAGAGUAUGAGAAUUUGGGAAUUGGAUCAUGCUAAGAUUACAUGGGUGGAGAUAAGUAGAAUGCCACCUAAAUAUUUUCGAGCUUUGUUAAGACUCUCGGCGGAGAGAUUUGAGUGCUUUGGACAGGAUAAUCUUAUCUGCUUCACAUCUUGGAACCAAGGGAAGGGCCUAAUUUAUGACGUGGAUAAGAAGGUUUGGUCUUGGAUUGCUGGCUGUGCUCUUCAAUCAUACAAUAGUCAGGUUUGCUUCUAUGAGCCAAGAUUCGACACCUCUGUCAGCUGAGUUGGAAAAUUUUACCCCCGGGAUGAGCUGUUGAGAGAUUAACAUGCAACAUGUAGUUCCUCUUUUUCUUUUUUUUUUUGUUGCAGGAAAGACGGUAUCUUCUUUUGCACAAUCAUUUUUUCACGCUUCCUGCACAUAUUUUGACUGCAAUUUCUUCUCAUUUGGUGGAUGGUGCACCAAGUGAUCCUUUCAAGCUAUCCCUAUCACCAAUAUUUUUAGGCAAUUGGUGAUAUUGUUCCAUAUGGGGACUCGAUGGGGCAAAUAGACAGGCCUGAGUUGUACUUUGAUGACUAGAUGAUGGCCGAACUUCUUAAGGGUGUAUAUCAUGGGAUUAAAAGAAUUGUAUGAAUUUUUUGCACUGGCCUUUGCAUACUAAUUUAACUCCUAGUAAAUUUCAUUUCAUAA